AUGGCGAGCACCCCGAAGCAAAAGUUUGGGCGUCCAUCGCUGGGUGAGCCAUCGCGUGUCAGCAGACUCCGGGCACAAUCACCUGGUGCUUCUUCUGUGGGUUCGGGUGAGGAGGUCAAUACUUCACCUCGCAGGCGUGCACUGUUCCCGAGCGGUACAGGGCGGGCCCGUGCACUCGUGAGCUCAAGGCAUUCUCGCGACCCAAGACCGGUCGGAGACAGAGGCUUCACUGCGCAAUGCGCCAAGAACGUGGUGGAACUCCUCUCUGCUCGGGGAUAUUCCAAGACGUUCUCACACGACAAGCUCCUCAAGGAUCCUUCCACAAAAGAGUUCUACGACGUCUUCCGCUUCUUGAUUGCCCAGUUGGACCCACAGUUGGAAGUCGAAGGCAAGAUGGAAGAUGAAGUGCCCAGUAUCAUGCGGCGGUUGAAGUAUCCAGUGGAAGUGAAUCGAUCCAAGCUUCAGGCCAUCAGCGGCCCGAAUACUUGGCCGCAACUGCUGGCUGUCUUGGACUGGCUUACAGUCCUGGUUCGCAUCAACGACGAGCUGAUUGAGCCGUUGGCAGCUUGCCAACUUGGGCUUUCAGAUGUGGGUGAUCCUGACCGCGAUGCGGGAGAUCAUCACGUUCUUAGAUCCUUACAUGAGAACUACUUGAACUUCUUGAGUGGGAAAGACGACAGUGGUGACGAAGAGAGGCUGCGGAUGAUCUACAUGCAGCGCCUGGAAGCUCUGCAGGCAGAAAUCCAACGGCUAGAGAACCAGCAGGUGGAAAUGCAGCAGCGGUUGCAAGAUUUCCAGGGAGAGCAUGACAGGUUGCUGGAACUCCAGAAGAUGCCUGCUCAGCUUGAAGUGGAAGCCGAUCGCUUGCGCAGCAUCAUCCAGGCGCAAGAGCACAAGGUGCAGACCAUCGAGGACGAGAUGAUGUGCAAGGAGGCCGAGGAGCGCGAGCAGCAGAAGGAGAUUGAGACAUUGCAGGCCAAGCGGGCGUACUUGGCAGAGCAGGUGGAGAGCCAGGCGUACUCAAGGAGAGACAUCGAGCGCUUGCAUGCCGAGCGGUCCCACCUACGACAACUAUUCAAGGAUUUGAAGGCCGAGGGUGAACGGGCCGAUGAAGAAGUAUGGGAGCUUGGUAUGCAAGAGAAGAGCCGAGCUGAAGAGAUCGGUCGCCUGGUUCGACAGGUCAAUGAUACGGUCGAGUGCCUGACGCAUGCCCUUACCGAGGAGGAGGCUGAUAUCUUUGACUUUCGAGUUCGUGUCGACUUGUCCGAGCCAAGUGAUGCUCUGGCAUCCUUGGCUUUUGACGAUCAGAAAACUUGGGCACAGGCGGCGUCUUCCUCCCAUGGAGAGCGGCUUCAACAAGCAGAGUUGGCACUGCACGAGCUCCUGGAGGAACAGCGUGGGCUGCAGACCUCCUUGGCCGAGAAGGAGGGCGAAGCUCGUCACAUGAGGGCGCGGCACGAGCAGCUUACGCGCAUUUACCAGGAGUAUCGUGAGUGGAGUGCUUCGCAGAUAGACGAUGCCCAGAAGACCACCGAAGCAACUGAGGAUGCUGUGCACGAGAUUUCCAUCGGAAGUGCAGCUCCUUCGCUGAGAGAUGCUGCGGAGGUGGACAAGCUAAAGUUGACCCUGGCAUCGGUGCAAACCCAGGGAGCGCAUGAGCGCGCGCAGCUGGAGGAGCAGAUCCGCCGGGAUGAAGAGCGUUUGGAGGAGCAUCGGCAACUCAUCAUGCGAGAGCUGGACAGCUAUGCGAAGGCGUCGACUGCACUCUGCGAGGAUGUGGAAGCCGCCUUGCUGGUCUUUGUAUCAUCGAAUGCUCUCGCAGCAGUUCAGACCCUGGCGGUACUCAUGCAGCUCACGUCUUCAAUCAUGCGCCUCAAUCAUGCCUCACCGGUGCGUUUACUCCCGAUGGUGAAUUCCGCGGUUGAGCGCAGCGGUUCAGCAUGGUGUGCCAUCGGCAGCUUCGGUGGGGGCCUCCUUGGUGGAGAUGAGGUAGAUAUGGCUGUGGAAGUGGAUCCGUAUGCCACGCUUACCCUCGUGACUCAGGCUUCCACGAAGAUCUACCGGACAAACCAGGAUCUUCCAGCAAUUCAGCGCUUUGCGGUCAGGAUCAAGCAAGGUGGGCUUCUCGUCCUCGCUCCUGAUCCCUUGGUCCCGUUUGCUAGCUCGCAGUACUCUCAGCAGAUGCGCUUCACAUUGGCACCCGGCACAGAUGCCAGCGCUGAUGACGGGGCAUCUGCCGUCAUCGUGGACUGGCUUGGCGCAGGCAGAAUAGCUUCGGGAGAGAGGUGGGCUUUCGACGAGUAUGCUUCUCGCUUCGAGUUUGUUUGGGGCGAGGGGUUUUGUGACACCGAGAAUGGCACGGCAGGAGGAAAGGUCAAACGAUCUCGCCUGGUAGAGGCAGUGCGUCUUCGAAGAGAUGACUGCAAUUUCUUGGAACAUCCGCUUCAGUCGUUUGAUGCUUUUGUCACGAUUUUUGCAUGCGGACCGCAAGCCCGAAGAGUGGUACGCAGAACCAAAGCAGUCGCGUUGCUCCUCGCUGCUCGGGCAGGUGCACGGGUGAGGUCUGAAGAGGCAAAUGGGUUGGGAGACCAGCCUAGCGAUAUUAUCUCGCUUCCGCAGAUGAAAGGUCAAGCGCUCAUGGGAGUAACGACCGAUGAGAAUUCAGGAUGUACGGUGAUACGACUUAUGGCUGAACACACUGAAGACGUGUACCGGCUUCUACACGUUUGCCUGGAACCCCUUGCGAGUUUGCUGGGUGCUGAGCCCUAUGCCGAUCGAGUACAUGGUGCUGGAGUGUUCCAGAUCGUUCAGACAAAAGCCGGACCGACAUCAUCUGCAAAGCCAGGACAGCCCAAGCCAGCGUUCAGUCAUGAGCUGAACCUGCGGCAGCAGUUUACCUUGUGUCACCUGACUGACGCCACCCUUCCAGUUGGUGGCUUUGCUCAUUCUGGCGGUAUCGAAGCGGCCCUGCAGCUGGGUCUGCUCAGCCGGCAGGAAGGUGACAUCGAAGGCCUGAAGCUUUUCAUCAAGAUGCUCGCGCUCUCAACCAUUCGACUGCAAGGCCCGUUUCUCAGAAGUGCCCACAGGCUGGGUGCGAAAGCAGAUGGUGUUCCCGUGGACUGGAGCGAGCUCGACGCAGAUUUGCAUGCUCAUCUUGCAGGCGGCUUGGCCUGUCGGGCCUCACUGCUGCAAGGUGCCGGUUUGAGUCGCAUCGGUCGCCGCUGGUGCGAUUUGUCAGGGCUGCCAAGGAACGGUCACUUUGUGAGCUUUUUUGGUAUUCUUUGUGCAAGGCUGGACCUACCACAAGAAGUAAGCGUGCAGGGUUUCCUUUACUGCAGUGUUCGAGAUGCGGUUUCGGCUGCGGUUCGCUUGAACCUGGUCGGACCUCUACAAGCUGCUGAACUGCAGCGCUGCAUUCUCGCCGAUCUGGAGCAUCUGCAGGGAGAUUGUGUUGGCGAUGAGCCGUUCGGGUGUGCUCCGCUCGAGAGUCCUGCCCGGUACUGUGAGCAGUUCUGCAUGUUGCCGUCUCAAAGCAAGCUGCUGGAGAAGGCCUCCCCAAUCGUGCACGCAGCAGGUGGUGCUUGA
Molecule: messenger RNA, 3585 nt
Organism: Symbiodinium sp. CCMP2592
Lineage: Eukaryota; Dinophyceae; Suessiales; Symbiodiniaceae
Source: the annotation of a GenBank genome assembly